Messenger RNA from Trypanosoma rangeli, 453 nucleotides. Its product is annotated as calpain-like cysteine peptidase. The transcript has a single exon. Lineage: Eukaryota; Euglenozoa; Kinetoplastea; Trypanosomatida; Trypanosomatidae. Bases 1 to 453 code for a protein of 150 amino acids. The record is from RefSeq and is a predicted model, not a curated record.
AUGGGGUGUGUGGCUAGCAAGCCCAAGGGGGCGGACAACGGCUUCCUCAAUGGUCAGCCCAGUGAGACGUUCCCCUACGAUAAUAUACACAAGUGCACGGAGCGUGACAAUGGUCUUCUUUUUCGUCUUGUGAAUACCAAAACGAAGCAGUGGGCCUUUUACAACGACUCCAAAAUCUAUGAGUUUCACGUCACGGUGAAUUUUUCAAACCAAAGCAACGUGUCACCGCUCGGCGACACCACCAUUGUGCGAGAUCCUAACGACGGACGUAUGGUGGCCAAGACGAUUGUGUACCCCCGCCUCACGGAGCUCUUUGUGCAGGGCGACGUUGACGGCUUUGAUGCAGAGUACCAGGCGGUGGUUCUAACCGAUGAGUACAAGAAGAAGAAGGCACAGCUGAAUGCCAGGAAGCGCAAUGCUAAUUCCAACGACGACCUCGAGGAAGUGCAAUAG